CAUUGAGGUCUGACCCAGAUUUGUUAUCUACCCAGGACCCUUCGUUCUGCAAGAUGAAGCCAUCCAAACCCACAUCAUCUACCAGGAGGUCCUCAGCAUUCUGGACGACAAUAUCCCCACUGGUCCUGCUCUCAAACGCAAUAAUCCAACCCGCCAAAGCCAUCUCCUACCCCACAACCAUCGAAAUCGAUCUCCUCUUCCCCCUCCCCAACAAAACCUACCCCAACAUCACCUCCUUUCCCGUCAUCUUCGCCCUGCAGAAUGUCCCCGCCGCCAACGAAUUCGGCUACACGAUCUCCUGGAACCUGCGAUCCGAAGAGAACUCAACCGUCGCGCUAGGCUCGAUAUACAAAAUGACCUACCGAAAUAACACCGACUUGCCAUUCCUCCUCGACGACGGAAACAUCGCUAUUCUCCCAGACACAGCUUAUAACGGGACCCGGCUCGAAAGCGGCAGAUACUCACUCGCGUGGAAGUAUAGCAUGGUGACAUGUACACAGAUCGGCGAUCGCACGCAGUAUAAUAUCGGCAAGACCCAGGCGGGAAAUACCCAUUUUUUCGACGUCGAGGAGAAAGGCCGAGCUGAGACGAGUGGAUUCAAGUUGGGGCUCGAUGCGGAGUGUCCUGUCUUUGCCGAUUCGAUUGUUGUCAGAGAUGCUACGAAAGGUGGAUGUCCGUUCAUGAAAGGCUCGAGUGAUGCGGAUGAGAAGGAUCGGGAUCCGUGUCGAGCAAAGUUGAAUGCUAAGCAGGCGAAUUGUGUUCAGGGGAAUGUGACGGGCAACUAUAAUGCGAGUUUGUGUAGAGAGGCGUUUGGGGACGGGGAUGCGAGUGAGAGUGGUGCAGGCAGGAUGGUCGCGAAUGGACUGGGGAUGUUUGGGAUUGGCGUCGUGGGCUUUAUCGGUGUUUUAGGGCUUUUGUAAGAUAUUUCAAGCGGUAGCAUGGCUAUAUGAAAAAAGUGAUAUCUGAAUAUAAG
This is a messenger RNA of Aspergillus steynii IBT 23096, 973 nucleotides long. RefSeq lists its product as uncharacterized. Bases 54 to 920 code for a protein of 288 amino acids. NCBI's taxonomy places the organism in Eukaryota, Fungi, Ascomycota, Eurotiomycetes, Eurotiales, Aspergillaceae. The transcript has a single exon. The record is from RefSeq and is a predicted model, not a curated record.